Messenger RNA from Thamnophis sirtalis, 984 nucleotides. The record is from RefSeq and is a predicted model, not a curated record. NCBI's taxonomy places the organism in Eukaryota, Metazoa, Chordata, Lepidosauria, Squamata, Natricidae.
GUCUCCCAUGAUUUUGCCAUUAACUUCAGUGCUGAGGACGAUGAGUGUGAAGGCAUCCAGGGGGUGGUGGAGUCUUACCAGAGUUGCUUGCCCAAGAUCCAGCUCUACGGCCCAACCAACGUGGCCCCCAUCAUCUCCAAAGUGGCCAAAGUAGCCGCCAAUGAAGAAAAGACGCAGGAGGCUUCGCAAUACUACAUCCUGCUGAUCCUGACCGACGGGGUGGUGACCGACAUGGCAGACACGCGGGAAGCCAUCGUCCGGGCCUCCUAUCUGCCCAUGUCCAUCAUCAUUGUGGGGGUGGGCAAUGCCGACUUCACCGACAUGCAGAUCCUGGACGGGGACGAUGGGAUCCUUCGCUCCCCCAAAGGAGAGCCGGUCAUGCGGGAUAUCGUGCAGUUCGUCCCCUUCCGAGACUUCAAGAAUGCUUCGCCCACCGCGCUGGCCAAGUGUGUUCUGGCAGAGGUGCCCAAGCAGGUGGUCGAAUAUUACAGCUCCAAGGCCUUGCCCCCCCGCGGCCCCAAAGGGAGCACCCCCGGCUCUGCUUUGAACUCACCGCAGUGACCCUGCAGCGACCCCACCGGCCACCCUGCGUCUGUCUCCCCUCCUUGUGCUGGUCCUCCAGAAAGCAAGACCCACCGAGAGCUUCUCUGUCCACCGCCAGAGCAGGACGUCUCCUGCCCCCUCACCCCCCAGCUGUUUGGGCCCCAGGACAGCGAAAUUGUGCAAGAGGCCAGCGAGUCCAGGAAGGGGCCUGAGAUGGGGGGGGGCGAAUGGGGACAGAGAGUGGGCAGCCGGGCAGCAGGCGCUCCAAGUUAGGCAAAGCCAAAGAGGCUGCAGGAUUGCGAAGGAAAGAGAGAGGAAGGCCGAGAGGGGAAGUGGGCACCCUUUGCCCCUCAUCAUUGGCAUCCAGAUACAUCCAGAAGGGCCCAGGAAGCUCCUCUUUGCCCCCCCCCCCUUUGGUCUCCCUCAGGCAGGGGAAUAAAC